GAUGAGUAGCUUCAUGAAUAUGGCGUGUAUUGGAGACUUUGACCCAUUCACCGCUGCCAUUCCCGCCACCAGAGUUGAGCUCACGGUGUCAUGUAGAAAUCUCCUGGACAGAGACACAUUCUCCAAAUCAGACCCAAUUUGUGUGCUGUAUACACAAGGAAUCGCCAACCGGGAAUGGAGAGAGUUUAGUCGGACAGAGAUGAUAAACAACACCCUGAAUCCAGACUUUGUCCGGAAAUUCACCCUGGACUAUUUCUUUGAAGAGAGACAGAAUCUACGAUUUGACCUGUACGACCUCGACUCGAAGAGCGACAACCUGUCUAAACAUAAAGACUUCCUGGGCCAGGCAUUCUGUACCCUGGGGGAGGUGGUGGGCUCCAUGGGAAGCUGCGUGGAAAAACCUCUCAUUGGGAUUCCAGGGAAGAAGUGUGGUACCAUCAAAGUGAGAGCAGAGGAGCUGAGCAAUUGCAGGGAGUCAGUGAUGCUGCAAUUCUGUGGGAACAAGUUGGACAAGAAAGACUUCUUUGGGAAAUCGGAUCCUUUUCUGGUCUUCUACCGCAGUAACGAAGACGGAUCAUUUACUAUCUGCCAUAAGACAGAGGUGGUGAAGAACACUCUGGACCCAGUGUGGCAGGCCUUCAAGAUCCCUGUCAAGGCCCUGUGCAACGGAGACUAUGACAGGAGCAUAAAAGUGGAGGUGUAUGAUUGGGACCGAGAUGGAGGGUGCACUGUGUGUGUUUACUCUUCCAGCCAUGACUUCAUUGGGGAAUUCAAUACCAGCUACAGAGAGAUGUCAAGAGGCCAGUCACAGUUUCACAGCUACGAGGUGGUCAAUCCAAAGAAAGGCAAGAAGAAGAAGAAAUACCUCAACUCAGGAACAGUAACCCUUCUGUCCUGCCUGGUGGACAUGGAACUCACCUUCCUGGAUUACAUUAAAGGAGGGACUCAGAUUAGUUUCACAGUGGCAAUUGAUUUCACAGCAUCAAAUGGCAACCCCUCCCAGCCCACCUCUCUACACUACAUGAGUCCGUACCAGCUGAAUGCCUAUGCCAUGGCUCUGAGAGCUGUAGGGGAGAUUAUCCAGGACUACGACAGUGACAAGAUGUUCCCUGCACUGGGCUUCGGAGCUAAACUGCCCCCGGACGGACGGGUCUCGCACGAGUUCGCUCUGAAUGGGAACCCCCAGAAUCCGUACUGCAGUGGGAUAGAGGGGGUGAUGGAGGCUUACUACCAAAGCCUUAAGUCUGUUCGACUCUAUGGACCCACACAUUUCUCCCCUGUCAUUAACCACGUGGCCAGGUAUGCACAAUCAGUCAAAGAUGGCUCCCAAUACUUCAUCCUCCUUAUCAUCUCGGACGGCGUCAUCACCGACAUGGCCCAGACCAAGGAGUCCAUCGUAAACGCAGCUACUUUGCCCAUGUCAAUUAUAAUUGUCGGAGUUGGACCAGCAGAAUUUAAUGAAAUGAUUGAGCUUGAUGGAGAUGAAGAGAGGAUCUCAUCCCAAGGGAGGUUCGCCGAGAGAGACAUUGUUCAGUUUGUUCCGUUCCGUGACUACAUCGACCGCAGGGGGAACCACAUUCUGAGUAUGGCCCGUCUGGCCAAGGAGGUCCUGGCUGAGAUCCCUGACCAGUUCCUCUCCUACAUGAGAACCAGGUGCAUCAAACCAGGCCUCUGCCCCCCUGCCUACAACCCCGCCCCCGCCGUGCACCCCCUCCUCACCCGACGGGUCAGCCGAAUCUGAGGGGUAAGCCUCCUCCGGGGCCCCUUUCUUGCUUCUUC
Molecule: messenger RNA, 1779 nt
Organism: Oncorhynchus masou masou (cherry salmon)
Lineage: Eukaryota; Metazoa; Chordata; Actinopteri; Salmoniformes; Salmonidae
Product: copine-8-like
Exons: 21
Coding region: 2-1741 (579 amino acids)
Biological process (GO): cellular response to calcium ion
Cellular component (GO): plasma membrane
Molecular function (GO): calcium-dependent phospholipid binding
Source: RefSeq, a predicted model, not a curated record